UUAUUUUUGUUCUCUUUAGCGAUCGCAUGAAUGCCGCCGGCUGCCUGGAGCAUGUCUGGCUGAAGGAUGAGUGUGCGUUGGACAGACAAAUCUAUUUGCAGACACAGCAUGAUGCUGAUUUUGUGCAGGACGAGGAUGAAGAUGAUGAAGAUGUUGAUGAUGAUGAGGAGGAGGAGGAGGACGAGGAGGAAGAGGAAGAUGUCGAGGAAGAGGCAGAGGCAGAGCAACAGCAAAAGCAGCAGCAGCAGCAACAACAGAGCAGCACAACAGCAACAACAACAAUUAAAGCCACACUAACACCCAACAACAGCAACAAAGCCACGCACAAUGGCCACAGGGCGCAUUCAAGCUCCAAGAUACCGAUUGCCACUAGCCACAAGCUAAGCCCGAGCACCGAGACAACAACAGCCAUACACACACUGCCCCAAACGCUGACCAUGUCGCCAGCAACAACACCAACAACAGCAACAACAAUGCCAGCAACAACGAAACCAACACAAAUUGUGACGCCAACGCGACGUGCUUCAGAUUCGGAUAAAGAAAAUACAUAUACGGCGACAUUUGUUAAGAAACCGGUGGCCAGCACAGCGACCAUACAGAUUGGCAGCAAUGGUCUCGAGGAAUCGACAGUGAUUGCCACAUUAGCCCUGUUCCCGGAUGCACCCACAACGCCCAAAGUUAUACGCAAAACGCCCGCAACGGAGGCAAGUUCAGCGACAUCGGUGAAGGCUCUUGUCAAGAAAUUCCAACUGGAGGAGCUUGAGGCGCAUAAUUCAGCCAGCUGUAGCGCCACUUGUUCCGCCAUCUCCAUCUCCACCUCCACCUCUUCAAAUUCCAGCUCCAGCUCCAAUUCUAAUUCCAAUUCCACCUCCAACUCCAACUCAAUAUCGUCUCCGCAAUUGCAGCUGCAACAGCCACGCAAAUGUUCCGUGCCCAGCGUUAUGCUGCCAACUGUAAGCAACAGCAACAUGCGUCGCAGCAUCAGCGGCACCACGAGCAACAACGCCAGCAACGGCAGCAACAGCAGCUGUGGCAACAACACGCGUCGUGCCUCAGAGCCAUUGACAGCGGUGCACAAGAAACAGAACAACAUGAGUUCAAGCAACAGCAGCUCUGUGUCCAUUGGCAGUCCAAGUCCGAGUGCCAGCAGCAAUGGCACCGCUGGCAGCAGCAACAACAACAGCAACAACAGCAGCAACAGCUGCAGCUGCAACACGCUUGCAACAUGCCUGCACGUGCGGAAGUUUUGUUUGAUUUGAGUUUCUUAGUUAAUGUUAUUAGCGCAUAGUUGAUCUAAUUAAUUACCACACUGUACUCCAACCUCCCCACAACCCCCUUACAUGCUCUAUAUAAGAUUAUCGCAAAAUAUAUGUGUAUAUAUAACUAUGUAUGUAUGUUGUCGUUGAAGUAUACAAAUAUUGUCGCACGGCGAUUAAGAUUUAAAAAACAUGAUAAUAGUUGAAAAUGAGCGAGAUAAACAGCUUAACAGCAUCAGAGAAGAAGAAAGAGAGAGAAAGAGAGAGAGAGAGAGAGAGAGA
Drosophila innubila is the source of this 1538-nucleotide messenger RNA. RefSeq names its product death-associated protein kinase related (gene Drak). Lineage: Eukaryota; Metazoa; Arthropoda; Insecta; Diptera; Drosophilidae. Bases 27 to 1259 code for a protein of 410 amino acids. The record is from RefSeq and is a predicted model, not a curated record. The transcript has 2 exons.